Penicillium robsamsonii is the source of this 1368-nucleotide messenger RNA. RefSeq names its product DUF3984 domain-containing protein. The record is from RefSeq and is a predicted model, not a curated record. The coding region runs from base 1 to 1368 and encodes 455 amino acids. The transcript is spliced from 2 exons. Lineage: Eukaryota; Fungi; Ascomycota; Eurotiomycetes; Eurotiales; Aspergillaceae.
AUGGAGUCUACCACCUCGGGAGGCUUCCACUCCCGUCGCUCAUACCCAUCCCUUCACCACAUCUCUCUCUCGCCCUUAAACCCACGAUUUCCCAUUGACGACGACACAGAUCCAACAGACUACUUCAAUCACCGCGACCAUGAAACUCCAACCAGUGGUACUCACACACCCCCAGCAUCAUCAUAUCUAUCUAGCGUUUCAGUCCCAAGCACGCCACCGAUCCUCUCCCACUCACGUAGCAACUCGCGAAGCCGCCAUCACACGCGGAGCAAAACCUCUACAGGGGCAGGACCCUUCAGCGACAUGAAUCUACACAAUAGGGAGCUAAGCCAUGCCCUCCACCACAUGCAAAAUACGCACAAGAAACAUCACAGCAUCUCUCAUUCGCAAGGACGACGCCCCCUGCCGGACAGCACGCCGAAAUCCAAAUCCGAUGCAGAAUGGAUGCUCCGCGCAGGCAUUGCCCUCGCCUCCUCAACACGUGAGGAAAAAGGCCAAAGCUGGCUCACUAAGCGCGAGAGCUCAACAAGCCUCACAGCAUUCGACGAAACAUCUACUAACCGCCACCACCACCGCACCAAAUCAGGUGCUUCGUGGCGCGCUUCUCGCUCCGGCGCCUCAACCCCAGGCGGAGUUGGCGCAGGGUCCCGUCGCGCCUCUCGCUCCCGCGCCGGCAGCAGACGCGGCAGUAGGGUCGAUCUAACCAUGACUGCCAUCCCGGCGGUAUCGUCUACCUCAACGACAGCAGAUAACGUAUUCACCAGCUCGGGAACGAAUACAGGAACUGCGACACGCACGGCGAGCCCCGAAGCGCGCGGCCGUAGUCCCCUAGUGCCAGACUUCGUGGACGCGCACCUUCGCGCUGAGAUGGCAUCGCUGCAGCACCGUGAGCGCGGGUUAGAUGAAGGCUCUGUGUACUGGGAUGGGGCUGGCUCGGACGAAGAUGAGACUUCGUCUGAGUAUUCGUGUAGCUCUGACGAGAUGUCGGAUGAGUUCGAUGAGGCGGAUCUGCAGCAGCUGACGCGUGAGCGUGGGUUCGGGCUCGGCUCUUGGAUUGACCGGUUGGUUGAGUGGACGCUUUUCGGGGUCGAGGAGUGGCCUGUGGCUGUUCCGACUGCUGUGCCCGCCGCGGUGGCUGCUUCGCGGAUUGGUACGGCGGAUACUACUACUGUUACAUUUGAGGAGCCUGGUUUGGUUUCUGGGCGGGACGAUGAUGUGCUUUCACUAGGUUCGGUUGGGGAUGGGGACUUGUCCGAUGACGGGGAGAGUUCUACUGGUAGUGCUGCUCCUAUUGAGAAGCCUGGAUCCCAGGGUGGGUGGGAGGAUGCUGAGUGGUUGUUGCGUUUGAUGAAGCGGGCGUUAGUAUGA